GCGGGCGGCCUGGCCCCGAGCAAACCUAAGAACAGCCUGGUGAAGCCGCCCUACUCGUACAUCGCGCUCAUCACCAUGGCCAUCCUGCAGAGCCCGCAGAAGAAGCUGACCCUGAGCGGCAUCUGCGAGUUCAUCAGUAACCGCUUCCCCUACUACCGGGAGAAGUUCCCCGCCUGGCAGAACAGCAUCCGCCACAACCUCUCGCUCAACGACUGCUUCGUCAAGAUCCCCCGCGAGCCGGGCAACCCGGGCAAGGGCAACUACUGGACCCUGGACCCGCAGUCCGAGGACAUGUUCGACAACGGCAGCUUCCUGCGGCGCCGGAAACGCUUCAAGCGCCACCAGCAGGAGCAUCUGCGCGAGCAGACGGCGCUCAUGAUGCAGAGCUUUGGCGCUUACAGCCUGGCGGCGGCGGCAGGCGCCGCGGGACCCUACGGCCGCCCCUACGGCCUGCACCCGGCGGCUGCGGCCGGUGCCUACUCGCACCCGGCGGCUGCGGCAGCUGCGGCGGGUUCCGGGGGCGGCGGGGGCGGGGGCACCGGGCAGUCCUUCCUGCGGCCGCCCGGGACCGUGCAGUCGGCGGCACUCAUGGCCACGCACCAGCCGCUGUCGCUGAGCCGGACGACCGCCACCAUCGCGCCCAUCCUGAGCGUGCCGCUCUCUGGACAGUUCCUGCAGCCCGCCGCCUCGGCCGCCGCCGCUGCAGCCGCCGCCGCGCAAGCGAAGUGGCCAGCGCAAUAGGGACGCGCCUGUGGCCGGGACACAGGAACCCGCGGCGGCCUCGGGCGUCGGCUGUACUUCCAGGCUGCGCGCCCCGCCCUGGUCCCGGUUCCCUUGCCCAAUCCCGAACUCUGCCUCUCCCCCGUUUCCUCCCCCCCGACCCUCCAAAACCUACCUUCUGUGGCCUCCACCCCGUCGCGCACACCUAAGCUGGCCGAGCAAACUCACCGCGUGCCCGCCGGGAAUAGCUUUCCGUACAGGUAAAACGAAAACCGAAUUUUCCAAAAAUGCACCCCGACGGCGCCUGCUCUCAGUACCGUGGGGAUGGGAGGGAAAUCCUUUGUACAUAUUUGUAUAAAAAUUAUUGACUUUCCUUUUGGGGUUUUUAUUUUUUUAAGAAAAAAGAUCAGUAGAUUUAGAGCUCUGAACUUUCAUUUUUUUUGAAGGUUCACUCUCCGCAGUUUUAUCCGAGAAAAGAAAGUAUAGAGACGUUGGGAGAUUUUAAAUAUAAAGAAAUUUUCAAAAGGGCGAAAAGUGUCACUCUAUUAUAAAAGUCUGUUUCUAUAUGAAUGAAUAUAUAUGGUAUUCUAAAUGUUAUUCCAUCGUGUUGUACACAACUUUGUAAAU
Molecule: messenger RNA, 1347 nt
Organism: Galeopterus variegatus (Sunda flying lemur)
Lineage: Eukaryota; Metazoa; Chordata; Mammalia; Dermoptera; Cynocephalidae
Gene: FOXD3
Product: forkhead box D3
Exons: 2
Biological process (GO): cell differentiation; regulation of transcription by RNA polymerase II; anatomical structure morphogenesis
Molecular function (GO): RNA polymerase II cis-regulatory region sequence-specific DNA binding; DNA-binding transcription factor activity, RNA polymerase II-specific
Source: RefSeq, a predicted model, not a curated record